AUGGCAACCACAGUUGGCCCUGAGCGGCUAUCCCGCCCAUCUCCCGGCCCAGCGUUCGACAGUCCUGUCGAUCGAUUUGCUGCUUCGAUUAACCCGCUAAAUGGUUCUCAGUCGCUUGAUUCCAAAUCUCAAGUUGAUGAACCGCCUCCAAAUCCCCCAUUCGUCUUUCCAGCUCAACCAGCUGGUACAGUAUCCGCACCUUCGUCCUUCUCAAGAGCAACAGGUCGUCGUCCUAUGUCGGCCAUUGAGACUCCGAACUUCAGUUUUGGACUUUCCGCUGAAAAUGUGGAGAGACAUUCCCGGUCAGCACUGCCCGACUUCAGUUUCAAUCCUGGUGCAAUGCUUUCACCAGAUCGCGAGAACAACUUUCUCUUGACUCCUCCCAUUUCUCCGCAUUCUCCUAGGAAUGGUGCGUCACAACAGCGCCCUGGAGGACAUGGCCAUCGAAGAGGUGGCAGUGAAUUUGUUGGAGGUCGUCUCCGCGAGGGUAAUUCGAUUGCCAUUAUGAGCACUAGUCCUACAAAAUCUGAGAGCGGGCUUGUAUCGCCAACUUUUCAACCUCCGCCAAGAAGAGGGCACCGAAGAGGAAUUUCAGGCGCCAUCUCGACUAAUGACCUGCCUAUUCUCCAACCACCUGUUUUCGAUUCCGCCAACCGUGGGAACAGCGCACCAAACAGCCCAACCAACUUUGUGCAGCCUAACCAAGGAUCUCUACAGCUUGUCGAACAAAUCGUGCCUGACCCCGAACCGGUACCCAUGGCGGAAGCAUCAAAAGAAACAGCGGAGCCUGCUGCUGUCAAAUCCUCGCCUGACAGCAGUCCCAAGAAUACUAAAGCUCGCGUGGGCUUCUCCGACACACUCGAGUUCAUACCACGGCCAUUGUCUCUGGUAUCCAACGAGACAUCUAGCACUGUGACAGCACGACCUGGACAUUCUUUAUCUGGCAGCAUCUCAUCGAUUGUAUCCGGAAACUCGCCAAGUGGACGUGAUAGCCCAUCGCCGUUAUCUCAAACACCAACACGCGAGAUAUCGGAUUCAAGGCCAAGCACAGCAGGUGCUAUUCUUGAGAACACACACGAUUUGGCUAACGCAGCUUGCUCACCAAAGCGACGAAAUUCGAUUCCUACACUUCUUAAUCUCGCCGAGGCGCCCAAGACGGAAGAUCCUGAGCCGAGUCCGACCAGAAAGCGUUGGUCGUUCUUUGCCCGAGAACAUUCCAGUGGCAACAUCUCUCCUGGCAAAGCACGACCGCAGAGCGCUGGUUCACUUGACUUGUUGACGAAGAUAGCGCCGACGUCAAGCAAUGGGCAUUGUGCCGAUACCGAAGGCCCUGACCUGGCCACGGCCAAACCAAAGUCUGGCAAGAAGGGCAAGAAAAAGAAGAAGAAGGUCAAGGGCUGGGCUGGCGCUAUUUUACCACGAAAGCCCAAGUCCCACAAGAAGCGCUCGAAAUCAGAAGGCGGCCGUCCUCCUACUCCUCCAGCACCCAGCGUCGCCCAGUACGAGGGCGAGGAUCAGAUGUAUGGAGAGCCCGAGCUAUUACAGAUGUCAACUCCUACACUCACUGUCACCGAGUCUCCCGAUCUUCCUCAGGAGGAUGAUGCACCCAAGCGAUCAACCGAUGAAUCAGCAUAUCCUAUGAUCGAUCUGGAUGCAGCUCUUGGUCCUUUUAACACACCGCUGCCUCUUAAUCCCGAGUGGGAGGCUGCGCAACGAGCUGCUAGCGGCACAGGAAAGCGACGCCUUCAUAGCGCACAAGGCAUGAAGGGUUUCAGUGGCCCUGGUAUGCAUUACCAUCGACGUGCGGAAUCUGCUCCCGAUCUACCCCCCUUUGACCCUGGCCGUGCUGGUAUGCAUCGUUAUAACAGCAGCUCCACGAUGGCUGAUGUUUUUGAGGAAGACGAAGAGGAUGAUGAUGACAACGCCAGAUCUGGCACAACGGACGAGUCCUCAGAGGAGGAGACCGAUUCCGACUGUGAUGCUACACCUCCAGCUGCAGUCAUUCGGGAUCCUCUUCGCAAUUCUCAGGAUAAGCUGUCAGUACACAGCUCUUCUCAGCCCAUGAGACGAACAACUUCAAGUCUGAGUGACAAAGACCAAAUCUCCGCCAACACGGUCAGAGGUGAGCGUUCAAGGUCAUCUCUACACGAAAGUGUCAUCGCCGAGGAGCUGCCAAGCGUCAUCUUCCGAUCACCCUUCAUGCCUGCAGAACGAUGUGACACUGCCGACUCAGCCCACUCUUCACUUCGAAGAUUCUCUGGCAACAAGGAUCUCUCUCCUGGUGAAGUCAGCCCUUUGCAUCUUCCCGCUCCAGCACAUGCACCAACCAGCCCUUACGCUAUGAGCUAUUCGUCUUCGUUCCCCUCGCCAAGGUCGCCUAUGUCUGUUGACGUGCAGCGAAUCUCGACAGCUCCCUCGUCGGUCGCUGACGAGAACAACUUCCGAUCUCUGCUGCUUAUGGGAGAGCCUGGCCCCGAGGUUCGAGUGUCAGUGGAUUAUGAUAUUCCUUCACUGACAUCGAGCAACUCCACAAUGACGCGAGAGAGUAUGUUCCUCCCUAGCCAGCGCCAAUCACAACCCACCCUUCGUGAGCCUCGUCCUGUUUCAGUGUCAUCGGCCUUUGGGCGCCGAAGGUCGAGUCUUGCCAGUCUCAGCCGUCUCAUUAGCAGCUCUCAUGGUGAGCGAAGCAAGCUUUCUAUGGAAGUCACACUAGACAAUGAUGAGAGCAAGAAGCCCAAGAGCAGCCGAACAAAGAAGUUGGGUCGCAUGAUGCAGUUCUGGAAACCUACCAAGGAGAAAGAAACCAUCAAGGAGAAAGAAGGCGAAGCUAAAUAA
Molecule: messenger RNA, 2835 nt
Organism: Fusarium coffeatum
Lineage: Eukaryota; Fungi; Ascomycota; Sordariomycetes; Hypocreales; Nectriaceae
Exons: 1
Coding region: 1-2835 (944 amino acids)
Source: RefSeq, a predicted model, not a curated record